ACCUCCCCGCUUCUUUCCCUCUUUCCCCUGCGCGUGCUGUCCUCCCCCUCCCCCCUCCCCCAAUCAGAUUAGGAAGAGGUAAACAGCGGGCAGAGGGAGGCUCUCAGAGCCAGGCCAGGCGACAGCAUGCUGGCGCUCCGUGGGCCCGGGCUCCCCGUUGUGGGGAUCCUGCUCCUGGUGUCCUUCCUGGCGCUGCUCUUGCUGCCUGCAGCCCCUGCACCCCAUCGUGCUUCCUACAAGCCAGUCAUCGUGGUGCACGGGCUCUUUGACAGUUCGUACAGCUUCCGCCACCUGCUGGAAUACAUCAAUGAGACACACCCCGGGACUGUGGUGACAGUGCUCGAUCUCUUCGAUGGGAGAGAGAGUUUGCGGCCCCUGUGGGAACAAGUGCAAGGAUUCCGAGAGGCUGUGGCCCCCAUCAUGGCAAAGGCCCCUCAAGGGGUGCAUCUCAUCUGCUACUCUCAGGGGGGCCUGGUGUGCCGGGCACUGCUAUCUGUGAUGGAUGAGCACAAUGUGGAUUCUUUCAUCUCUCUGUCCUCUCCACAGAUGGGACAGUAUGGAGACACUGACUACUUGAAGUGGCUGUUCCCUACCUCCAUGAGGUCUAACCUCUACCGGAUUUGCUAUAGCCCCUGGGGGCAGGAAUUCUCCAUAUGCAACUAUUGGCAUGAUCCCCACCACGAUGACUUGUACCUCAAUGCCAGCAGCUUCCUGGCCCUGAUCAAUGGGGAAAGAGACCAUCCCAAUGCCACUGCAUGGCGCAAGAACUUCCUUCGUGUGGGCCGCAUGGUGCUGAUUGGGGGCCCUGACGAUGGUGUUAUUACCCCCUGGCAGUCCAGCUUCUUUGGUUUCUAUGAUGAAAAUGAGACGGUUUUGGAGAUGGAGGAGCAACUGGUUUACCUUCGGGAUUCUUUUGGGUUGAAGACUCUCUUGGCCCGGGGGGCCAUAGUGAGGUGUCCGAUGGCUGGGAUUGCCCACACAGCCUGGCACUCCAACCACACCCUUUAUGAGACCUGCAUUGAACCUUGGCUCUCCUGAGGACCUCCUCAGGGAUCCUCUAGGAACUCCCUGGCCUAGAGACCAAGUGGUGGCCUUGGAAAGCAGAUGUCGGGCUCUUUUUCGCCUGUGACCAUGUCAUUGCUCACACACUGCCACCACCAACCAGGGCUCCCGGGACCCCCUCCUCUGCUCUGUGAAUGACACAUCUUGGUCUCCUCCACUUCAUGUAUUCAGUUCAGGGUGGUUCCACGCUCUCCCAUCCUCCCAAGGCUGAGGUGGGGAAGUGAGAAACCAGGUUUUUAAUUUGUGGCCGCUCCUCUGUUUCUGGCUGUGCAGGAGAGGAACCCAGCCUGCCCACAACAGAGGUCUCCUUCCAGUCUGCUCAGGACAUUUUUAGCUUCUGUUCUCCCAUGUUCCCUUGUCAUAAGCUCUCCCAUGCCCAGGAAGAACUACCCAUGAGAGUAGGUCCUGAGGCUCCCCUAUGGGGACAGUUCCAUUCUUGAAGUGUCAGUGUUGGGGAAUAUCUGUGGCCUGCAAGGCCCAUCUCAGGUUUGGGGAUCCCCCAGUCCCUAUGUCCAGUGUUGGGGUACCCCCUGGGAGCCUAGUUUCUUUGAGGCCCCAGCCCCCCUUUUAGCUACCCUUGAGUGGGUGUUACACCAGUAUUUAUGGAAAUAAA
Messenger RNA from Pteronotus mesoamericanus, 1675 nucleotides. RefSeq names its product palmitoyl-protein thioesterase 2 (gene PPT2). NCBI's taxonomy places the organism in Eukaryota, Metazoa, Chordata, Mammalia, Chiroptera, Mormoopidae. Gene Ontology annotation, molecular function: thiolester hydrolase activity; palmitoyl hydrolase activity. The record is from RefSeq and is a predicted model, not a curated record. The transcript has 9 exons. Gene Ontology annotation, cellular component: lysosome. The coding region runs from base 127 to 1038 and encodes 303 amino acids.